AUGUAUGCUGUGUUUGUUAGUGUUGAGGGUGAUUGUUACCUGUGUGUUCCGCCUGACCCGGGCAUUGAGGCUGCUGCUCUAGGUGCUGGCAAGAUUGCUGCUCUAGGUGCUAGUGCGUCUGCUGCCCCAGGUGCUGGUGAGUCUGCACUCUCAGGUACUACGCCGGCUCAGGCCUUACACACCUUCACCCUUGACUCGGGUGCUUCUCGCUCCUUCUUUCGAGACCGCACCACGCUUACGCCGCUUAGUCGGCCGGUUGCACUCUCCCUGGCGGACCCCUCUGGGGGUCCUGUCCUUGCUAGCUUCUCCACUGUCUUACCGUGCCCGGCAGCCCCCUCUGGCACCCUGUCAGGUCUCUACCUCCCCUCGUUCUCUACGAACUUGGUGAGUGGAGCUGAUCUACAGGAUAGGGGGGUUGACCAGUUCACUCCUGCGAGUCAGCGGGUGACCCACUGCACAUGUGCUCGGACAGGCCGACACUUGGCCACGUUCACCCGCCGGCAUGGGUCGAGCUUGUACACACUUACUACUGAGUCUCCUCCGUCUGCUGAGUCUGGCCAGGUAGCUACAUCGAGCCAGGUGUUUGCUGCGGCGUCCAAGUCCGGUCCUCAGUCUACUCCCUCCUCGUGUUGUCUCCUGUCCCACCAGACUCUUCUCUGGCACCACCGCCUUGGUCACCCCUCCCUGCCUCGUCUCCGAGGCAUGGCCUCCCGUGUCCUUGUCUCUGGUCUCCCCCGGUCUCUCCCUCCCCUACCUCUGGGGCCUGCCCCUACCUGCAUCCCCUGCGUCGAGGGGCGACAGCGCGCUGCCCCUCACUCCUCCGAGUUUCCUCCGACAGAGGCUUCGCUACAGACUCUUCACAUGGACAUAGGCGGGGAGUUUUCCUCUGCCCGUCUGGGAGCCUUCUAUCGUGCACAGGGCAUCCGCCAGACCUUCACGCUUCCAGCCUCUCCACAGCAAAAUGGGAUUGCUGAGCGCCGCAUUGGCAUGGUCAUGGACGUCGCUCCUACGUCCAUGAUCCAUGCGGCUGCCCCCCAUUUUCUGUGGCCGGUUGCGGUUCAGUACGCAGCGCAUCAACUCAACCUUCAGCCCCGGGUCUCCUUGCCAGAGACCUCCCCCACCUUGCGUUGGACGGGGAAGGUUGGCGAUGCGUCUGCGUUUUGGGUCUGGGGAUCUCGGGCGUUUGUCCGCGACUUGUCUGUGGACAAACUGUCCCCCCGUGCUGUUCCCUACGACGUCACCAUUGACGAGUCGGUGCCUUACUACCGUCUCUUCCCCUACCGCACUACGCCCCUCCCUCCGCUGCCGCUCUUCCUUGCGCCAGGUCCUCCCCCGGUAGAUCCCCUCCCCCCUCAGGGUCCUGCCCCGUCAGGUGUGUCCCAGGUAGACGAAGUCGAGCCUGUCGAGGUAGCUGUUGACUCUGGUGCUGCUAGAGGUGCUGAGCCUGCGGGUGCCGGGUCUGGAGGUGCUGGGCCUGGGGGUGCGGAGCCUGGGGGUGCUGAGUCCAGGGGUACUGAGCCUGGGGGUGCUGAGUUUGGGGGUGCUGAUCUUGGGGAUGCUGAGUCUGGGGGUGCUGAGCCUGGGGGUGCUGAGUCUGGGGGUGCUGAGCCUGGGGGUGCGGAGCCUGGGGGUGCAGGGUCUGCUGAUGUGGCCGCUUGCGGUGCUUUCCGUGCUGCUAGAGCUGGAGGUACUCGUACUAGCGGUGCUGGAGCUGCUGGGUCUGGUGGUGUUGCUGGGGCUGCUGGAGCUGGUCCUGCUGGAGGUACUGCUAGAGCUGCUAGCGGUACUGGAGCUACCGGUCCUGCUGGAGCUGGAGCUGCUGGGGGUGUUGGCGCUGGUGCUUCUGAGGGUGCUGGAGUUGGCGCUGUUGGAGCUGGAGGUACUACUGGUGCUGGUGCUGCCGCUGGGGGUACUGGUGCUGUCCCUAAUGGUUGUGGACGCACUGCGCGGCCGCGGCCGUACUUCGUUCUGCUCCUUGAGCAGCGUCGUGAGCCUGCGUCUCGUCCUGCGUCGCCUGUUCGUGCUGCUCGCACUAGUAGUCGUGUUCCGCGUCCGCGUCCUCCUGCGGUCCCAGGCACACACCAGAUGGCACUGCGUCCUUCCACUGCUCCUCUGCGUGUCCCGUUGCCGUCUCCUCCAGAGUCCUCUCUUCCUGUUCUUGCUGACCCGAAGUCUGAAUCUCUUCGUGCUGCCAGUCCUACUGUCACGCGUCUGCUGGCUACUGUUGUCACUAACCCUUCCUUUGAGUCCACUGCUGCGUCUGCCUUAAUAGCUGAGCUUGUCGACUUUGCUGCUCGCUGUCGUCUCGACUACGCCGCUAGUCUUGUUGCUGAGUCUGAGUCUGUCUGUCCUCCGUCCGUUGGGGGUGAAUGUGCUCUUAGCACGGACGUCCUCGAGGACAGGCAGGAGGAGUUCCAGUGUUUUUCUGCUGCUUUGCCUCAUCUCAUGUCCACGCUGAUUGCCCCUGAGGGAGACCUGGAUGCACAAGAUAUCCCGACUCCUCGAUCGUACGCUGAGGCGAUCGAGGGUCCCUACUCCUCUCAGUGGUUGUCAGCCAUGGACGCAGAGAUGGCUUCCUGGAAGUCCACAGGCACCUACUUCGACGAGGUUCCCCCGCCUGGGGCGAACAUCGUCAGUGGCAUGUGGAUUUUCAGGGUGAAGCGGCCGCCGGGUUCUCCGCCUGUCUUCAAGGCGCGUUGUGAGAGGACGUCCCCGUUAUAA
Messenger RNA from Closterium sp. NIES-65, 2721 nucleotides. NCBI's taxonomy places the organism in Eukaryota, Viridiplantae, Streptophyta, Zygnematophyceae, Desmidiales, Closteriaceae. The record is from the annotation of a GenBank genome assembly.